Topomyia yanbarensis is the source of this 376-nucleotide messenger RNA. RefSeq names its product U6 snRNA-associated Sm-like protein LSm6. The record is from RefSeq and is a predicted model, not a curated record. Bases 90 to 329 code for a protein of 79 amino acids. Gene Ontology annotation, biological process: mRNA splicing, via spliceosome; maturation of SSU-rRNA. Gene Ontology annotation, molecular function: RNA binding. The transcript has 3 exons. Lineage: Eukaryota; Metazoa; Arthropoda; Insecta; Diptera; Culicidae. Gene Ontology annotation, cellular component: sno(s)RNA-containing ribonucleoprotein complex; P-body; U4/U6 x U5 tri-snRNP complex.
AUUUGUUUACAUUAUUCAUACUGCAUUGUUUUGUUUCGUUCCAUGCCGGCGUCCUCAAACAGUUUGUUUUAAUAAAAUAAUCCAACGCAAUGUCCCGCAAGGAAGCCCUCUCGCAGUUCAUCAACCAGAUUCAUGGGCGACCGGUGGUGGUCAAACUGAACAGUGGUGUCGAUUACCGUGGCGUGCUGGCUUGUCUCGAUGGUUAUAUGAAUAUUGCCCUGGAUCAGACGGAAGAAUACGUCAACGGGCAGCUGAAGAACAAGUACGGAGAUGCCUUUAUUCGUGGCAACAAUGUGCUGUACAUUUCUACGCAAAAACGAAGGGUUUAAUAGGUAGCUGACUGAAUAAAGAAACAUACCAGGUUUUGCCAUGAAAA